Messenger RNA from Impatiens glandulifera, 3444 nucleotides. RefSeq names its product PWWP domain-containing protein 1-like. NCBI's taxonomy places the organism in Eukaryota, Viridiplantae, Streptophyta, Magnoliopsida, Ericales, Balsaminaceae. The coding region runs from base 192 to 2990 and encodes 932 amino acids. The transcript is spliced from 3 exons. The record is from RefSeq and is a predicted model, not a curated record.
CCACUUCAUUAUGGUUAGAAAUGAACUUCGUUCAUUAUCACUCCUCUCCCGCUAGGGUUUACUCUCUCGUUGUCCUGACUCAUGUCCAAUUAGGGGGUUUUCAACCAUUUUCUCGCCAGGUUCAAAUGUUCUGAAGCUCGUAAGAAUAAUUUCAUGUUUUCUGAGCUUUUCCUUUGCUAGAGAAGAAAGAGAUGGUUUUAUUGGAAGAGGAGAUUCAACCAAAUGCUGAGGCUGAGGGGAAGCAAGGUAUGUCAUCGGAGACUGUUGAUUCGAGGGAUGUCGUAGGUAGCAUGACUGUAUCUAUGAGUAGGGAAAAUGUAGCAGAUGUUGACGGAAAUUCAGAAGAAACGAAAGAAAUUAGGGUUUCUACGAUGUCUGAUGUGAAAUCUCAUGCUUCGGAUAUGAGAAAUGAACACUUAUCACCGUCUGACUCAUCACUCUCUAUGUUUGAUGAUUCUGCCGCAUCAGGCACAAGUAGGUCCUCAUCUGGAAAUCUUCCAUAUUAUGUGGGUCAUCAUUAUGAUGUUGGAGAUAUGGUUUGGGGGAAGGUGAAAUCACACCCCUGGUGGCCUGGACAUAUAUACAGUGAUACAUUUGCCUCCCCUGCGGUUCGUAGAACAAAGAGACCUGGUCAUUUCUUAGUUGCAUUCUAUGGUGAUAGUAGCUAUGGGUGGUUUGAUCCCGAGGAGCUGAUUCCUUUUGUGCCUAAUUUUGAUGAAAAGUCGCAACAGUUGAACUCGAGAACUUUUGUUAAAGCUGUUGAAGAGGCUAUUGACGAGAUUAGUCGCAGAAGUAGUAUGGGUUUGUCAUGCCGGUGUAGAAACCCAUAUAAUUUUCGCCCCACUGAAUUUCAAGGGUUUUUAGCUGUUGAUGUGAGUGACUAUGAAUCUGGUGCAGUUUAUCCUGUGAAGCAAAUUGAGAAGGCUAGGGACCGUUUCCAGCCAAGUGAAGCACUUGAAUUUAUUAAAAUGGUAGCAAUAAUGUCUAUAAAUGUUGACAGUGGGAAAAUUAGUGUGAUGCAAAAUAAGGCUACUGCAAUUUCAUACCGGAGAGCUGCAUUUGAAGAGUUUGAUGACACAUAUGCUCAAGCAUUUGGGGAUAAAGCAGACCGUCCUCCUCGUUUAUCUUUAGAAGUAUUGCAUACUGCCAAAGCUCCUUUGAGUGGUCCUCUGGUCAUUCAAGAAUCUAUGAGCAAGAAAAAGAGCUCCAUCAAGCUCAGCAAGCCAAAAGAGACAAACAAGGACAGAUAUCUAUUCAAACGAAGAGAAGACCCAAACGAGCCAAAAACAAAUCAGAAAAAGCAGAUAACAACUUCAAUCAUGCCAACAGCUUACAUAGAAGGAUCCGAAGAAGUCGCUUCCGGAGAUUUCGUCCUGCAAAAGAGAGCACCCCCAGUUUCUUUAACGCAAAGCACAAUUGGUACUGAAGUAAAAAUUGCCGAAGCAAAACCAUCAUCUUCAAUUGAAAGAGAAAGCGAUCCCAAGCCAAAAGCUGAUUAUCAUUAUCAAGAAGAAAUAGGCCUUGCCAUUGCGAAAUCACACAGGCAAGAACCCGACAGUGGAGGAAAGGUAAUUCCUUCACAAACAGGGCUGCCUAAGAAAUCUAAGGCUUUUAAACGUCCUGUUGAGAUCGACAUUGAGAAAUCUGGUCAAGGCGAGACGAGGAAGAAAGUGAAGAAAGAACUCGGCAUGGAGAUGAGCUCUGAAGAACAACGUAAGAAAAAAUUGACUGACGGUAAACGAAGUUCUUUACAUGAGGUAAAAGACGAAAGACAUGAUCUGAAGCUUGCAGAGUUGCUAGGAAGCUUGCAAGGUCUUGCCAUGGACCCGUUUCACUCCUUCGACAUAUAUUUUCCGAAGAUGGUAAAAAAUGCGAUCAUGCAAUUUCGCUCUCAAGUUUUCCAGAAAAGCUUAGCUUCAACCACCACAAUUGAUAUAGAUCCUCCCGUUGAAUCUGACAAUCAUCUGGCUGAGAAACACUCUGUUAAACAACAGGCGAAACCUCAAACGAACAGACCAGGGCCAGCCGUGGAUCCAUCUAAAGUUGUUGUUAAAAAACGUGAACUGUCUGAUCGUCAGGAGGAGUCAGCUGUCAAAAGGGUAAAGAAAAUCAUGGAUUUAAAAUCCAAGGCUACAACAAAGCCAUCAUCGGUAAAAGCUGAUACUAUUACAAAGACUAUCACGAGAAUAAGGGAAUCUACCGCACUGGUGAUGAAAUUCCCUCCCCACGUUUCUCUCCCGUCAGCGUCAGAAUUGAAGGCAAGAUUAGCUCGAUUUGGGCCGUUGGAUCAGUUAGGGACAAGGAUAUUUUACAAAACGUACACUUGUCGCGUCGUCUUUCUUUACAAAAACGACGCGAUGGCUGCGAAUAAUCAUCUGUCGUCGGGUAGCAGCUGUCUGUUUGGAAACAUCCAGCUGAAAUGUCAUGUUCGGGAUAUGAAUUCAACGUUGCUCGAUUCCGAACCAAACAAGAUCCUAAGAGAAGACACAACAACAACAAUAAUAAAUCCAGCGCCUAUGAUUGUUAGAAACCCACUACAACAGCAACAACUCAAGUCUUGUUUGAAAAAGCCAACUGGCGAUGACGGUUUAGGGACAAUUGGAAAUGGCAGUAGGGUUCCGGGUCGCGUGAAAUUCAUUAGCGGUUUGGUGGAAGAAUCGAGUCCAACUGACAUCAUCACCACGGGUAACUCAUCGUCGAUGACGACACCAUCUUCUUGUUGUUCUUCUUCUUCUUCACAUGGGUUUGAUCAUAAUAAUACUAUUGGUAAGAGUUGUAACAACAGGCCGGUUUCUUUACCUACUACUGCUACUACUACUACUAUUGAUCAUAAUAAUCCAAACUUGCCCUUAUCAAAAAAUGUGGAAGUUAAAGCAGCACCUAAGAAAGCGGAUGUAGGAUUGGAGAUGUUAAGGCUAUUGGCGAAGUGUGGUGAUGUGGUGGCUAAGGUUAGCAACUAUUUAGGUUAUACACCAUACCACUCACUUUGAUUUUGGGACACCAAAAGCUAGACACAAUUUUUUUUGUCGUAAACUGUCUGCCAGCUGGCGGUAGCUGACACCCUUCGAGGAUGGAAGAGAGUAUUUACUCUAAAGGGGGAAAUAAUGAAGAAUUAGGGGGAGAGACUAUGAAAGUGAUCAAAAGAAUGAGAAAAAGGAUGAAAGAAAGAAAGAUUGUAAUUUUUUACAAAUUACAUUUGAGAGAGCAUGGUAGGUUUGAAUGUGGUCCUACGAGAAAGAAUAUAUAUAUAUUAUAAUGUAUGAUGUAUGGGUUAAUAGUGAAAUAUUUACCUUAUUUUUAGUUACUUAUUAGUUGGUCUCUCUUCCUCUACCAUUAUUAUGUAUGUUUUUUUAGUACAAUCAUUGCACUUUUGUUCUUGAUAUCUUAUAUUGUAUGGUUUUGCAUUUCCUUGCUUCCAUUUUAUUCCAUUUUUACUUUUAACUA